CUCUCUUCCCUAUUCCCCCCUCCGCGGGUUAUUCUACUUUACCGCCAUCUCACGCUAUUCUCCCCAAUUCCUUGCGAACUCCUCCUCGGAUUUUCGCCUCCAAACGAUCUCUCUCUUCGAAUUCCUCACCGCCUGUGCCGCCCUCUGGGAUCCCCCUCUUAUCGUCUCUCUCCCCGCUUCAUUUCUGUUGCCAAAGCUGGGUUCUCACAUACUAAUUUGCCGUCCGAUUGGUAUCAAUGCGAAAAAACUACACAUUUGGAGGUUAACAUCAUAUUUAGAUCUUUGAAAACAUCCAUAUAAGCAGUUAGUGGCAAAAAGAUUGGAUUUUGAUAGCAUGGGUCGCUCGAUCGGCAAGCAGAACUACCCCCGGUCGCCGCCACAGAUUGCCCGGCCGUGGACGGAGUUCCAAGAGGUCGGCAUCGUCCCGCCAAUGAACGCUCUGGAGAUCUUGCGGGAGACGGUGAGGAUCCUCCGUGCCGAUCCCUCCACCUUCAUGACAAUUCUUGCCCUCCUCAUCUGCCCUGUUUCAGCUGCUCUGCUCUUCAACACCCUCGUCGAUGCCGCCGUCGUCGGCGCCGUCUCGCACCGUUUCGUCCUUUUAGCGGUUACCAGCGGCCUCCCUCCCACCCAUUUCCUCAAGCAGAUGUGCCAUCAUCUAGCUGGGACGGUUGUUUCCUCCGCCUUCUGCUUCCCUCUCUUAAUAAGCCUCCUCCUCCUUGCCCGGGCUUCCAUCGUGUACUCCGUCGCCUGCUCGUAUGCCGGAAAAAAGGUCGUGGCUUUGGAGUUCUUCGGGACCGUGCGCCGGAUUUGGAGGCGCCUUGUAUCCACUUAUAUUUGGGUCUGUGUCUGCAUUUCCGGCUGUCUGGCUCUGUUUCUUGCCCUCCUCGUCAUGGUCUGCAGUGCAUUCUCCUGCUUGGGUUACCCUCCGGAGAUCGUCGUCUACCCGGCCUUGUUCACUGUGUUGGUCUUCUCCAUGGUGUAUGCCCACACGAUCAUAGUCUGCAAUCUCGCCAGUGUGAUCUCAGUCUUGGAGGAUGUGUUGGGGCCGCAGGCUUUGGUUCGGUCGAUCCACUUGAUCAAGGGGCAGACGCAGGCGGGGCUGUUGAUAUUUCUCGGGUCGGCGAUCGGGAUGGCUUUCGUGGAGGGGCUGUUUGAGCACAGGGUGAAAACGUUGAGCUACGGGGAUGGGUCGUCGCGGCUGUGGGAGGGGCCUCUGCUGGUCCUCAUGUAUUCAUUUGUGGUGCUCACCGAUUAUAUGAUGAGUGCGGUCUUCUACUUCACUUGUAGAUCUUCUAGCAUGGGAGUGUUGAGUGGUGAUGGCCAUUCCUUGGAAGAACUAGAAAAGAUUUCUACUGAGCUGGUGGAUGCUAAAUAAUGCUGCAUUCUGGGGAGAAUGAUCCUUUUCAGCAUCAGUUUUUUUUUUUUUUUUUUACUGAGCUGGUGGAUGCUAAAUAAUGCUAAAAGAUUUUUUUUUUUUCAGCAUCAGUUUCACCAGGGCAAUAAGCAGCUAGAACAGCCAGGACUGCAGAAGGUUUUACUGCAGCAGCCGGUAAUGCGGAUUUAAAAGAGGGAGCAUUCCACCCUUUGUUUGUGGUGGAUGGACAGCUUCGAUGUGAAAUCUUUCUGUGGAAGGACUAGAAUUAAGAAGCUCAAUGCUGUCUGAAAAAUGCAACUCUCUCUGAAAAUAUACAGUCUCAUUUGAUGUUUUUUGUAAGCCAUGUAUACCCAAGGCUCUUAUGUUUACUGAGAUAAAAUAUCCCUUGCAUUUUUAAGGCGGUCUUUGAUCUCUCUUAUCCAUCACUUCUUGCAAGGUCUGAGUGAGAUGAUUGUUUUAGUUUAUUUUGCGACAGUUAGAUUACCAGAACGGUCAGUAAUCGAGAGAUCUUGUUGAGAACCAAUUCCAUGAGUUCAUGUCAAAUUUCACCUUUUGAUAUGCACAUUUUCCAAUAGGUAUUUGUGAUAUAAAGUUGCUGUCAAAUGAUUGUUUGAUAAUGUGACAAACAUUGCAGAUAUUGGUAGCCAACUGAGACAUUCCUACCCUGAGUUUUUUGGCAGCCAAAAGUCUGAACAUCAAGAAUAAGUGGUCUAUCUUUUUGCCAACUCAAAAUGCAAGCGCUACUUCCAUGACCGUUUGAAGCCUGCGAAGUGUACCUGGAUAGCUAUGUAUAGGAAGCAACACAAGAAGGUUCUCAUUAGGGGCUGCAUAUGGAGGCUUCGCCUUAACCUACGAGUCUUAUAACAUCAAAUGGAUUUGGCUAUACUCAUCUAGUCAGAUCAGGAACCAUGAAGUUAACACACACUUAGUUGAAAGUGACGAGUUAUGAGGAUAGGGAAUGACAUUACAAAGUCCACUAUGGAGCCAAAGACCUUCAUGAUAAAGAUUCUGCCGGGAGGAUUUGUGAGGAAUGGAUCACAUCACAGCUGUAGAAGCACUGUUGCAAGAUGCCGCCAUUGCAGACUGAUAGAUGAGCUGGUUGAUACAGGGUCUUGUUUGAGCAAGUUUAAAUCCUUUGAUCAUCUAUAACUCUCGGUGCAAAUAAGAAAUGAGUUUACCAGUUUGUUGACAGCUUUUGGCAUGGUAAUUUGGACCUGACCACAUAUGUACCAUAAUUUCAGGUGUGAUAUUCACCAAACAAUCCAUACAUGCCAGCCCAUGCAAUCAUCAGCAGUCCUGUUCGGCUACUUGGAUGCAAACUUCAAUACUUUCGUAGCUUGUGGCAAGUAUGGAUCCACUCCCUUCUGAUGUUGAUGGAUAUGCUGAGCUAUGCUUGCUGUCGCAAUCUGAGGGUUGUCUUUGUUUUUUCUUUUUUGCUUGUGCAUGUGACAAUGUUUGGUAUAACCAGUUGCAUAAUAUGAUAUUAAUUUCUUUGGAUC
Phoenix dactylifera (date palm) is the source of this 2874-nucleotide messenger RNA. RefSeq lists its product as uncharacterized. NCBI's taxonomy places the organism in Eukaryota, Viridiplantae, Streptophyta, Magnoliopsida, Arecales, Arecaceae. The record is from RefSeq and is a predicted model, not a curated record.